Molecule: messenger RNA, 5249 nt
Organism: Poecilia reticulata (guppy)
Lineage: Eukaryota; Metazoa; Chordata; Actinopteri; Cyprinodontiformes; Poeciliidae
Source: RefSeq, a predicted model, not a curated record
UUUAAAUAGCAAUACAAAGAAAACUCUCAGUGCAUCCUUGUCAGGCUACAAUGGAGAAGCUACUGUGGCUGGGGUGUUUGUAUUUUCUGUGCAUCCUUGGAAGUCAAGGUAGGGGGGUGAAAAGACAGAAUGACUUUGUGCUUCUUGCAGGCCCCCUGGCAAAACCCGAGCUGAGAACCUCCAGCAGUGAGGAGCAUGUUGCCUUUGACUGCAGUCAUCCCAUACCAGCCAACUCCAAACUGUAUUUUGAGUACCUCCGGAGCAAAGGGGUGACACACUUCAAAGUCCCGCUGUCAUGGGUCCAGCUGCUUCCAACAGGCCUGUCAAGCGAACCCCAACCAGGUGUAGUGAGAUGCUACCAGACCCUCCUGAAGCAGCUGCUGGAGGAAGGACUGCAGCCACUCGUCAUCCUUCAUGGGUCAGAUGUUCCAGAGUCUUUGAGGUCCAGGUAUGGCGGCUGGGAAAGUCAGUGGCUGCUAGAGAUGUUUCAGCAGUAUGCCGAGUUCGCUCUGAAGGAGUUCGGGCCACUGGCACAGUCCUGGGUGACAUUUAGUGACCUGGAUGAGAUUUUGCAUGCAGRCCAGGCUGCAGGUGACCAUCUUCUGCAAAACAUCCUCCAGCUCAACAAGAAGAUUUAUCAGUUUUACCAUCACAACUUCCCUGGGAAUGGGAGAAGUCUGUCAAUUGUGCUGAAAAGUACAGAUGAAGCUGCACUUUCCCAACUUGAAGGUUCAACAACUGUUGAUUUCUUGUCAGUGGACAUGGAUUUCAGCUGCGUUUCCUCUGCAAACUUUGCACAGGAGUUGAAGAACCUACAGAUUUCCACUGGAAACAUGCCAAUCCUGAUAUACAGGCUGACAGUUCACGACUGUUCACACAAUGAACAAGAGCCUCUUGGAAACUUGUUGAAUGUCUUAUGGAAAGAUGAUCUGAAUAUUAUUGGAUGCGACAUGAAGGAUGUGUUGCUGCAGCUGGAGAUGCAGAAUACCGUAGACAGUGGUACAGCACAUUUCAGCAGAAAUGGUGACAAAAGUGCUCAGGAAAAAGAUAUUUUCCUCACCAAAGCAUUCCCUACUGGCUUCCAAUGGGCUAUAUCCACAGAGUCUUUCAAGGUUGAAGGUGCAUGGGAAGCAGAAGGGAAAGGCGAGACCAUUUGGGAUCGCUUUGGUCAUGAAAACCAAGCCUUUAAUAAUCAUAAUGCUGACACAGCUGCUGACAGCUACAGGAAGGUUGAUAUAGAUGUCUACCUCCUGCGAGUUUCACAAAAACAAGAUCAUUUUGAAGGUGUGAAAAUAUCACCACCUCGCCGCUCCACCCCACUGCCACCCUCAGACGUCCCAUCAGCAUCAAAAGUUGUCUGGGAAAAAUUUACACCACAGAAAAAGUUUGACAGACAAAUGUAUCACUAUGGCAAUUUCUCACAAGACUUCUUAUGGGGUGUCUCAUCUUCAGCUUACCAGAUUGAGGGUGGAUGGAAUGCGGAGGGGAAAGGACCCAGUGUAUGGGAUACAUUUACUCAGAAGCCAGGUAGUGGUAUUCCUGAUAAUGUGACUGGAGACAUUGCCUGUGACAGUUACAAUAAACUUAAAGAAGACCUUUACAUGCUGCAAGCCUUGAAAGUGAAGUCAUACAGAUUUUCUUUGUCAUGGUCAAGAAUCUUUCCCGAUGGCAGACGUGCAUCCCUGAACCAAAAGGGUGUUGAUUAUUACAACAGACUUAUUAAUGGCCUCUUGGCCAGAAAAAUCACCCCAAUGAUCACCAUGUAUCACUGGGACCUCCCACAAGCUCUACAAGACAUUGGUGGCUGGCAGAAUGUAGAGAUGAUUGACAUUUUUAAUGAUUAUUGUGACUUCUGCUUUGCCACCUUUGGUGACAGAGUAAAAUUCUGGAUGACCAUGAAUGACCCUCAAGGACUUGCAUGGCUAGGAUAUGGAACUGGACAAAUYCCUCCAAAMAYWAAGGAGCCAGGAACAGCACCAUACCAAGUUGCACAYAACUUAAUAAAAGCUCACGCUACAGCAUACCACACGUACRAUGAGAAAUACCGCRCUUCUCAAGGAGGGAUGGUUUCCAUUGCMCUCAAUGCUGAAUGGGUUGAACCYAAAGAUAUYAAUGUCCCUCGUGAUCUUGUUGCUGCUGACCGUGCAAUGCAGUUCCAUGUGGGUUGGUUUGCYCACCCRAUCUUCAAGAAUGGGGRCUAUCCAGAGGCCCUGAAAGCCCAAGUUUUAGUUAAAAGUGAACUCCAAGGUCUUAAACAGUCAAGACUCCCUUCUUUCACAGAGGAGGAAAAGAACUUUAUUAAAGGAACUGCUGACAUGUUCUGUGUGAAUCACUACACUUCUAGAAUAGUAACCCACAUUACAGAUGCAAUUUUGCCAUCAUCCUAUCAAAAUGACAGAGACUAUACAGAAGAAGAGAUGAUUGAUCAACCAACAACAGCAAUUGAAUUCACAAGAGCUGUAUCAUUUGGGAUGAGAAGGCUUCUCAACUGGAUCAAGGAAGAAUAUGGAGAUCCAGAUAUUUACAUUACUGAAAAUUCAGUUGCCACUCCCAGAGAAUGGGCUUAUGAUGAAAUUGACAGAGUCUUCCUUCACAAAACCUAUAUUGAUGAGGCUCUUAAAGCAUAUGAACUUGAUGGAGUCAAGGUGAAAGGCUAUGCAACAUAUCUCAUGGAUUCUUUCCAGUUCCUUUAUGGCUACCUAUUUGGGUAUGGUCUGCACCACGUUGACUUCAAUAACCCAAACCGACCCAGAACACCUAAGUUUUCGGCUCAUUUCUACCAUAAUAUUAUCAAAGACAAUGGUUUCCCAUUGCCAGAAGAUGAAAAGAUGAUAUAUGGAGAAUUCAAAAAGGAUUUCAUUUGGAGUAGUGCAACAGCAUCAUACCAGGUUGAAGGGGCAUGGAGACAAGGUGGAAAAGGUCUCAGCAUCUGGGACAAGUUUACCCACACUCCUGGAAAAAUAUCUGAGCAUGACACUGGGGAUGUGGCUUGUAACAGUUACAAUAAGAUGGAAGAUGACAUUGCUGCACUGAAGACAGUCAAGGUGUCUCACUAUCGCUUCUCCAUAUCCUGGCCACGAAUCCUACCUGAUGGUACUACCAAAAACAUCAAUCAGGCUGGUCUAAAUUACUACAACAAACUUCUGGAUUCCCUCAUUGCAGCAAACAUUCAGCCUCAAGUUACUUUGUAUCACUGGGAUCUCCCACAAGCUCUACAGGACGUUGGAGGUUGGGAAAAUGAGACCAUCAUUGAGCGAUUCAGGGAUUAUGCGGAUGUCCUCUAUGAGAAUCUUGGUCCCAAAGUGMAACUUUGGAUCACUUUCAAUGAGCCCUUCAUAAUAGCAAUAUUAGGCCAUGUCCAAGGCACACAUGCCCCAGGUUUCAGUGACCGACCAGAUACUCUUCCUUACAUUGUAAGUCACAACAUAAUUAAAGCCCAUGCAGAAGCCUGGCAUGUCUACAAUGACAAAUACAGAGCCUCACAAAAUGGAAUGGUCUCCAUCACUGUGAAUGCGGACUGGGCAGAACCCAGAAACCCCUACAAGCAAGAGGACUACGAAGCUGCACGGAGUGUGGUUGAGUUUUAUCUUGGCUGGUGGGUCCAUCCCAUUUUUAAUGGUGACUACAGCCCACUGGUGAAGAAAUCUGUUCUAGAGCAAAGUCUUGCAGGUGGUUUGACAAAAUCCAGGCUUCCUGAGUUUACUCCUGAGGAAAUUAGGAGAAUUAAUGGCACACAUGAUUAUUUUGGACUAAACCAUUACUGCAGUGUCUUGGCAUUCCCUGUAGACUUUGGAACUACUCAACACUUUGAGGCAGACAGGGGUGUGGUACUUCUUAGAGAUCGUACCUGGUUGGAGUCUGGUUCACACUGGCUGACAAUGACCCCAUUUGGUCUCCGAAGAUUGCUGAAAUUCAUUAAGCAUGAGUUCGGAAAUCCUCCAGUAAUCAUCACUGAGAACGGUGUCUCUGAAAACGGACCAGUUGAUCUGAAUGACGUUCACAGGAAAUAUUUCUAUGAAAAGUACAUCAACCAAGUGCUCAAAGCUUAUUUGCUUGAUGACGUGAAUGUCAUUGGCUACACUGCUUGGUCUCUGCUGGACAACCUGGAAUGGGCUGUUGGCUAUACAGAGAGAUUUGGACUUUUCUAUGUCAAUCGCUCAGAUCCUGAUCUGCCUCGAACCCCCAAAGCCUCUGUGUCCUUUUACUCCUCCAUCAUCAGCUGCAACGGGUUUCCUGACCCAGCAUCUGGACCUCAUGAGUGUUGGAACGCUACCUCUACAGCUACUCCUACCUCUGCCCCUACCACUAAAUCUACCACUAAAUUUACCACUACAUCUAUCACUAAAUCUACCACUACAUCUACCACUACAUCUACCACAACUCCUAAACCUGAAGUAACUAAAGAACCGACCACCGUAAUCAACAAUCUGAACAUCCUUGGUAUGAGGCUCUCCAUCAAAGAAGCUGAGACUGGAUUUAACACAACAUUUGCUUUGCUGAUUGUAGAGACUGCAUUAGUUUGUUUGACUGUUGGCUUCUUUUUAUUUAGGAGGCGCUCUAAAAAAUCCAAGAAAACUGAAAAUAUUGAGUUGGACGGAAAAUUGUGAUAACAGCUAACACAAACAUAUAAACAAGUGAAAUUCAAGCUUAAAUUUAAAGGAGUAAAUUCUGCUAAAAACUUCAUCUUCAGUAGAGAAGCCACAGUUCAACACUGAUAAAGUUAUAUAUUUAAAAUAUUAUAAACAUAAUUAUUCUAUAUAAUAAUCACAUAAUAAUCAUAAUGCUUAAUAAUCAUAUGUGUAGAAGAGCUCAUCUCUUGCUAGGAGCUUUCAGGAGAUGAGGUUUGCCAUCUGAGAUUACUGGACCAGGUUUUCAUGUGCCCUGCUGUUUGUGCUGUUCAAACAAUUUUCUACCUCUUCAUAAUGAUAUUUUUAUUUUUGUGAAAAAUAUUAAGCUAACUUAAGUAAAUUAAUGGUGAAAUCCACUUCAAUCCUGUGUAAAACUUCAGAUUCAUUCUACUUACUACAUUGUUGAUGUUUUUGUGUCGACUAGGUAAAAGUAAUAUAAAAGUAAUACAAUGUUAGCUUAUAAGCUUUCUUUGUGUGUGAAAAUUUUACUGUCAAAUAAAAAGACAACUGUUAAAGUUACUGUCAUAGUAACUUAUUGUAACAUUUAGAACAAUUUUGUGAAACUGUGUUAGACAAAAUGGACAAAGCACAACAUAACAACCAACCAAUAUCAGAUUUGUG